ACAUAAUUUAUAAAUUUUACAGAUAUUUCGUUUCCUUUAUAAAAAAAAGUAUGAUUGAUUUAGAUGGAAAGCUGCGGCAAUACUCACAAUGGUGCUUUGAUAACUGCAAAAGUACCAAAGUAUCAACACGGAUGUAUCCCCCAUCAAGUGUCGAAGUUGCGGCUAUGCGCCGCCUUGGAACAAUAGUGUGCAGAUUUUUUUUCUUAGACGCACGCACCAAAGCAAUUGAUGUACACCCGACAGAUACGGCUGGUGACGCUGUACAGAAGCUGGCUGAAAAACUCAACUUAACUACUACUGAUGGGUGGGCUAUCUAUCAGAAUCGGCCAGACGGUGAAGAACACAUUAAAAGUUAUGACUAUUUGUAUGAUAUAAUAUCAUCAUGGGAAAUGAAACAAGCUACAUAUGCAAGCACAAAAAAAACAACAAAUGGGUCUUCGUCAGGUGAAAAUCGAUUUGUUUUUAAGAAAAGGCUUUUUAAAUCAACUCAUGAACUAUCACAAGAUCCUGUCGAAGUUAGCAUGUUAUAUUCACAAGCAGUUUACAGCGUUGUAAAGGCGAAUCCAUAAGCCGAGCAGAAGAUGAACAUGUUCGAAUAAUUCAAUCAAUAAUGGACAAAUGUAUGAAAAAGGAAUCAUUAUUAAAUGAACUUUAUCUGCAAGUGAUAAAACAGACCACGGAUCAUCCAGAUGCAAAUUCAAGAGUAAAUUUA
This is a messenger RNA of Drosophila simulans, 712 nucleotides long. RefSeq names its product kinesin-like protein KIN-14I. Gene Ontology annotation, cellular component: cytoskeleton. Gene Ontology annotation, biological process: signal transduction. The transcript has 3 exons. NCBI's taxonomy places the organism in Eukaryota, Metazoa, Arthropoda, Insecta, Diptera, Drosophilidae. The record is from RefSeq and is a predicted model, not a curated record. Bases 51 to 569 code for a protein of 172 amino acids.